Messenger RNA from Dendronephthya gigantea, 987 nucleotides. RefSeq lists its product as uncharacterized. The record is from RefSeq and is a predicted model, not a curated record. The transcript is spliced from 3 exons. Bases 45 to 692 code for a protein of 215 amino acids. Lineage: Eukaryota; Metazoa; Cnidaria; Anthozoa; Malacalcyonacea; Nephtheidae.
GAGUAACAUUUUGAACUGUUUGUCGACGCUCUUUGAUUGCAAAAAUGAUGAAACUACUCUGUUUGGUUUUAUUGGUUUGUGUAUUGGCCUAUGAAAUUGAAGGCUGGAGAACUCGUCGUUGGCGAGUCCGCAAAAUUGUCAGAGUGCCGCGCGUACGGAGAGUAGUACCACGUAUUCGUUUGCGUCGUUUCAGGGUGCGACGUUUACGACCGCGUUUGAGAUUCCGACGAAGAUUUCGUGUGCGGCGUUUGGUGCCGGGUAUACGACUGCGGAGGUUAGGCCUGCCGAGUAUCAGAAGGAUCGGUUCGUGUUUGAAACCUGCCCUUCAAAUAUACAAAAAACUGCAGAAAACGUUCUAUGGUGCUUACAAGAGGGUUUGCGGUGAUCGAAAGAGGCACAGCUGCGGUUUCAAGUUGUAUACACGAGCGAGAUCCGUCUGCAGUGGCCUAUCGUGCUUCAAGCGAAAUUUUGGUUCGCGGUUUGGCAUCGGGAAAAGAUCUAUCGAGUUCGACGCAGGAAUGGCAGACUCCGAAAAAACUAAUAGCAAAAGAGGCAUUGCGACCGCCGCCAAUAUUGGGUACACGGUCUAUAAAGGAGUUACUCUUCACCAGAAAUGCUGCAAGAGAGGGUGUUUGGACGCCGAACUAGCUGAAUAUUGUAUAUCACUUGCAUUUAAAGGAUAUCGCGGAUAAUCACGAGCUAAAAACAGAAAUUGAACGAAUAUAUAAUGAAGCGAAUGAACUUAUAGUUUCUAGUAAUAGUAUGGACGUGUACUGAUAGCUAUAUGCCUAUAUAGAGGACUAUAGAACAUAUAAUUUGCGAUUCAUAGUCUCCUAGCUGAGAAAUAAUUAUAAAGUUAUUCGUAAGUUUAAUCAUUAAAAGCAAUGUUUUGUUGUACGAAGUAUUUGGAUUCAAUACGUCUCGAUCUAUUUUCAUUUCAAUUCGAAUUAUACGGUAAAUUAAGAUCUCGGAUUUUGAAGGAACUCG